AUGAAUAUACAAGCCAAGUCUGAUAAGGUACUAACCCCCGAAUAUCUGGAUUGGUAUUCCAAAUUAAUUGAUUUGCCAACCACUAUAUCUGAUAAACUUCGUUCCAAAUUAUAUAAAAUAUAUAAGAAAAAAACUGAUCUCGAUCCUUGGAUGGAUUCCAAACCCUCUGAAUCUAAACAAAUCGAAGAAGAUGCUAAAGAAAAAGAUGUGAUCAUUGAAACAGUACAUAAACGCUUCCCUUUCUUGACAUAUACUAAUUUGAAUGCAUGGCAUCAGGAUGUUUUUAAAUAUACUGAUUCAGAAGCUAAAUGCCCGAUAUGUAAAGAGGUACAUACACGUUUAGGUAUAUGGGGUGAUUGGAGCUGUCUAGACAAAAAUGAUCACUAUUAUCUCAAUUGUCCUUUUCGUAUCGAUCAAAAGAAAGUUAUAAUUGCUAUACAGAGUUUGUCGGAAAUCCAGCCAGAGGCUGGCUUACGUCAAUAUGCCAUCGAACAUAAAAUGGAUCCCGAAAAAUUUUCUGUUAUUACUGAGGCUGAGAAAAAAAGGUGGAUAAUGGGAUGCUUCCGUGGUGACUUGGAAAGAGAUAUACGCUGUUAUCAAGAUGGAAUAAAGAGGAAGGAAGACCCUAGAAAAUAUCAUAAAUUUUUAACAGAUCGGGAUAGACUGAUCGGUGAAGAGUUAUUACAUCGCAGUAUACUAAAGAGUAGAUUAAGUACUGUAUGGCUUGAUGAUCUUAUAAAAGAAUGGGAAGAAAGCCAUACUCAAUUU
Messenger RNA from Ambispora gerdemannii, 768 nucleotides. The record is from the annotation of a GenBank genome assembly. NCBI's taxonomy places the organism in Eukaryota, Fungi, Glomeromycota, Glomeromycetes, Archaeosporales, Ambisporaceae.